CAAGUGUCACUGACGAAAACUAGUGUUUACUAGUUCAAACGUCUGUCCGUUUCCUAAAUCGUAUCCAGUUAACUGCUUUUUGGCGCCGGCCACACUCCCGUAGUUUCGUAUACGUCACUAGCGCAGUGGUGGGUGGAGCCUGUGAACGAUAGACUGGUUCACUGUGGAGAGGAACAUGUCCGGAGUAAUGUAUGUCCUCACCGAGCAGCUCCAGGCCUGGUCGGCGGGGCUGACGUGUGUGACCGCCGUGAUCGUUACAGGCGCCGCCCUGGUCCUCACCUGGGGAGGAUGGGCUUCAGGCAGGAGUGUGGAUGUGCCGGGUCCCCCCUGGUUACUUGGUUUCGGUCCGUUGAUGAGUUUUGCCCGGUUUAUCUGGAUGGGUGUUCCCGUGGCCGCGGCUCAUUACGGAGCGCGCUAUGGGGACUUUGUUCGUGUGUGGAUUGCAGGAGAGCGGACCUACGUCAUAACCCGACCGUCCGCUGCCUGGCACGUCCUGAAGUCUAACAACUACUGCCGGCGGUUCGGCAGCAGGACCGGGCUCAGCACAAUCGGCAUGUAUCAGAACGGCAUCAUAUGGAACGGGGACGACGGCUGGAGGGUGCUCAGGGGGUUCUUUCAAAAAGCUCUCAACGCGGAUACCCUGAAUCGGGCUACGUCUGCAGCCGUGGACGCCACCUACCGGCAGAUGGGUAACAUUGCAGUUCUGCAGCAGAAGACAGCUGAUGGGAAGAUUGAGGCUCUGGACUUCCUGCGGCGGAUCACACUGGAGGUCACCAACAACCUCACACUGGGCGUGCAUAUUGCAGAUCCAGAUGAUCUUGUAGAAAGAAUCGUUCGCUACUUCAAGGCGUGGGAAUUCUUCCUCCUGCGGCCUCCCAUCAUGUACCUGAUGACACCUAAGCUGUACUGGAAGCACUGUCAGGCUGUGAAUGACUUGAAUGACGCUAUCGCUGAGCUUCUGACAAACAAGAGACAGGAGUUGAAAACAGUGCCACCUAGUGAUAAACCUGACUUUGCCACCUGUCUGUUGCAAGCUGAGGAGAGAGGAGAGGUGAGCCCAGCACAUGUGCAGCAGUGUGUACUGGAGAUGCUGCUAGCGGGUACAGACACGUCAUCCGUCUCCAUGUACUACCUGCUGGUCUCCGUGGCAGAGAACCCGCAGGUCGAGCUGAAAGUCUUGGAGGAGAUGAGAGACAUCCUGGGAGAGCGUGACCCCACAAAGGCUGAUCUGCCACAGCUAGUGUACCUGGAGCAGGUGAUUAAGGAGGCCAUGCGGAUCAAGCCAGUGGGCCCGGUUAUCAUGCGCCAAGCAAAGGAGGAUGACAGGAUUGAUGGGAUUGAGACCCCUGCUGGUACUAACAUCAUCCUGAACCUGGCAGACAUGCACAGACGCCAGGACAACUUCCCAGCACCGGAUGACUUCAACCCGCAGCACUUUGACAACAAGGACUUCAAGGGCGAGUAUGUUCCCUUUGGCACAGGUCCUAAGGGCUGCAUAGGCCAGUUCCUGGCUAUGAUUGAGAUGAAGGCCAUCAUGUGUACCCUGCUGCGCAAGUAUCAUCUGCGUGCAAUACCGGGGGAGUCGCUAGAGGGCAUCGAGACUCACUGGGACAUCGCACAACAGCCUGUCAAUGCUAGUUACAUGUACUUUGAAGAGAGGAACUAGGCUGUCAGUUUCAGUGCAAAGUUGAUAAGUUUUUAAAUAAACAUGCGUAAAUAAUCAUCUAUAACUUCAGAACUAAAACAAAGAUUGUAAACUGUUAGGAAUAAAAUUGACAGAGGCAGAUUAAUGUUUGAAAAGUUUUACUUUAGCACAAACUUUGACGGGGGCUGACUGCUGUAUUUUCAGCAGACUAAAUAAAGGUUGUCAUCACAAUGGUUAUACAAUACAGUUUGCAAAAAGGCACUUGCCAUUUAAGUGCUAAUAAGGAUACUAUUCCAUUUCUAUUACUUAAUGUUAAUUACAUUACAGGUGUUUUUCUUACAUAAUUUUGAUUUUCUUCUUGGCGAUUUGUUUACACUCGCC
Messenger RNA from Branchiostoma floridae (Florida lancelet), 2026 nucleotides. Its product is annotated as aromatase-like. The transcript has 10 exons. NCBI's taxonomy places the organism in Eukaryota, Metazoa, Chordata, Leptocardii, Amphioxiformes, Branchiostomatidae. Gene Ontology annotation, molecular function: oxidoreductase activity, acting on paired donors, with incorporation or reduction of molecular oxygen; iron ion binding; monooxygenase activity. Bases 176 to 1666 code for a protein of 496 amino acids. The record is from RefSeq and is a predicted model, not a curated record.